CCGUCUCAACUCUUCCUAUCCAAGCAUGUGGGCGCCAAGCAACCUCACGAAUUCCCCGGGACCCCGCGGGGAGUGCGGCUCUGUGUCCGUGGCCUUCCCGAUCACCAUGUUGAUCACCGGCUUCGUGGGCAACGCGCUGGCCAUGCUGCUGGUGUCGCGGAGCUACCGGCGCCGCGAGAGCAAGCGCAAGAAGUCUUUCCUGCUGUGCAUCGGCUGGCUGGCUCUCACUGACCUGGUCGGGCAGGUGCUCACCACCCCGGUGGUGAUCGUCGUGUACCUGUCCAAGCAGCGCUGGGAACAGCUCGAUCCGUCGGGGCAGCUAUGCACCUUCUUCGGUCUGACCAUGACUGUCUUCGGGCUAUCUUCGCUCUUCAUCGCCAGCGCCAUGGCCGUCGAGCGGGCGCUGGCCAUCCGGGCGCCGCACUGGUACGCCAGCCACAUGAAAACACGCGCCACGCGCGCGGUGCUUUUUGGCGUGUGGCUGGCCGUGCUCACCUUCGCCCUGCUGCCUGUGCUGGGCGUGGGCCAGUACACAGUCCAGUGGCCCGGGACAUGGUGCUUCAUCAGCACCGGGGGAGGGGGCAACGGCACUAGCUCCGGGGACAACAGGGGCAACCUUUUCUUUGCCUCCACCUUUGCCUUCCUGGGGCUCUCAGCGCUGGCCAUCACCUUCGCCUGCAACCUGGCCACCAUUAAGGCUCUGGUGUCUCGCUGCCGGGCCAAGGCCACAGCGUCACAGUCCAGUGCUCAGUGGGGCCGGAUCACGACGGAGACGGCCAUCCAGCUCAUGGGGAUUAUGUGCGUGCUGUCGGUCUGCUGGUCGCCGCUGCUGAUAAUGAUGUUGAAAAUGAUCUUCAAUCAGACAUCAGUUGAGCACUGCAAGAAUCGAGACGAAAAGCAGAAAGAAUGCAAUUUCUUCUUAAUAGCUGUUCGGCUGGCUUCACUGAACCAGAUUUUGGAUCCGUGGGUUUAUCUGCUGCUAAGAAAGAUCCUUCUUCGAAAGUUUUGCCAGAAAGUAGCCCAGGAAACAAAGAAGGACGGGGCCACAUUUAUCUUUGCAAACUUGAGCAUCAGUAGGACAAACUGA
Orycteropus afer afer is the source of this 1087-nucleotide messenger RNA. Lineage: Eukaryota; Metazoa; Chordata; Mammalia; Tubulidentata; Orycteropodidae. The record is from RefSeq and is a predicted model, not a curated record.